CUGGGAAACGGAGCUGGAGAGGGUGUGAAUGCGAAAAGUGUCGGGACAGAGUGGGGCAGAGGGACCCCCUCCCCCGGAUUGUUUGCAGACAGCAUAGCUGCGGAGUCUCAGAAGACCCUUUCCUCAAAACAGAGUUAGCAAUUGAGCAGAAGGGAGCUUAAUGUUAAAUCUGAUACAUCCCCCCUUCACUUUAGGAGAAAUUGAUUGUUUUCUGCUUUUUAAAGAACCCCUAUUUGUAUUUCCUCAAGAUAGUCUCUGUCCAGAGCUACAUUCUAUCCCUAUUUUGUCUUAAAAAAACAAACAAACAAAAAACUUUGCCGUUUUAAAAAGAAUUUGAUUUAGGCAGCUUUAAUUGUUUGCAUUAAGUGUUCUUAUCUGUGGAUGCAGGUAUAAGAUUUCAAUCCUAAUACCCCCUCCCCAAUGUUUCAAUUAUAAUAUUCUAAAUUCACAUUAAGCCUUAGGAGAACAUUUGAACCAUCUGCUUUAGAUACUAGCUCUGAAGACUUCAAAGCAUAACAUUUCCAAGUUUAUCUAAAACUUGAAUCUUAAAAACAUUGAUCAUUCUCUGUUAAAGUCAUUGUUUUUUAAUCCCAUCUCUUCCUGUAGGCGUUUCACAGUUUGCAAAGGCAGUAAACUUUUACUUAUUUAGUGUACUGCUCUGUGCAAAGCAAUUUUCGAAGCUGUCACUGCCCCCAGAUGGCAGACAGUCUAGGAGAGGAGCCAAAAACCAUCCUGCUUGUAACUCUGAUGUAAGGUUUUUAAUGAAAAGCAAGUGUUUGGGGGAAUUCUGAGGUUUAAGAAAUUUUGGCUGGGGUAUCAGGAAAUCCCCUGGGUUUUAAAAUGAGAUGUUUUUAUUUAUUUAUUUUUUAAGCUAUACCUGCUGGAAUGGAUACAGCGAGUUUUAAAAGUUGGUCAGACUGAAGAGAUUGAAGUGAGAGAGCCACAGAAACAAAGGCAAGCAGACAGACGGUGAAAGGCCUACCAGCAGCUCAAUGGCCUCCCCAAAGAAGAAACUUCAGGGUCUUGUGGCUGCAACCAUCACGCCAAUGACUGAGAAUGGAGAAAUCAACUUUUCAGUAAUUGGUCAGUAUGUGGAUUAUCUUGUGAAAGAGCAGGGAGUGAAGAACAUCUUUGUGAAUGGCACAACGGGAGAAGGCCUGUCCCUGAGCGUCUCAGAGCGUCGCCAGGUUGCAGAGGAGUGGGUGACAAAAGGGAAGGACAAGCUGGAUCAGGUGGUAAUUCAUGUAGGAGCACUGAGCUUGAAGGAGUCACAAGAGCUGGCCCAACAUGCAGCAGAAAUAGGAGCCGAUGGCAUUGCUGUCAUUGCACCGUUCUUCCUCAAGCCAUGGUCCAAAGAUGUCCUGAUUAAUUUCCUAAAGGAAGUGGCUGCUGCUGCCCCUGCUCUGCCAUUUUAUUACUAUCACAUUCCUGCCUUGACAGGAGUAAAGAUUCGUGCUGAGGAGUUGUUGGACGGGAUUCAAGAUAAGAUCCCUACCUUCCAAGGGCUGAAAUUCAGUGAUACAGAUCUCUUAGACUUCGGCCAAUGUGUUGAUCAGAAUCGCCAGCAACAAUUUGCUUUCCUUUUUGGAGUGGAUGAGCAACUGUUGAGUGCUCUGGUGAUGGGAGCAACUGGAGCAGUGGGCAGUACCUAUAACUACCUGGGAAGAAAGACAAGCCAGAUGUUGGAGGCUUUCGAAAGAAAGGACUUCUCUUUAGCCCUGAACUAUCAGUUUUGUAUCCAGAGAUUUAUCAAUUUUGUGGUUAAACUAGGUUUUGGAGUGUCACAGACCAAAGCCAUCAUGACUCUGGUCUCUGGGAUUCCAAUGGGCCCACCCCGGCUUCCACUGCAGAAAGCCUCCAGGGAGUUUACUGAUAGUGUUGAAGCUAAACUGAAGAGCCUGGAUUUCCUUUCUUUCUCUGAUCUAAAGGAUGGAAACUUGGAAGCUGGUAGCUAGUGCCUCUCUAUCAAAUCAGGGUGUGUACCUUGAGACAUAAUCUACCUUAAAUAGUGCAUUCUUUUCUCAGGGAAUUUUAGAUGAACUUAAAUAAACUCUCCUAGCAAGUGAAAUCUCACAUCAAUCAAAAAGCAUUUGGGUACCCAAUAUGAGCAUUAAAAAGUUGCGGUGUGUUUUUUUUUUUUUUUUUUUUUUUUUUUUUUUGAAGGGGCAAAAACUCUCAGAAUCACAACUCUCAGCAUUCAUUUCACAAAAUUUUUUGUGGAAAAAUUUCUGUUUAUAUGGAUGAAAUGGAAUCAAGAGGAAAAUUGUAAUUGAUUAAUUCCAUCUGUCUUUAGGAACUCUCAUCAUCUCAAUUUCUGGUUCCUAAUCCUAUUUUAAAGUUGUCUAAUUUUAAACCAGUAUAAUAUGUCUUCAUUUGAAUACUCAUUUGCAAUCUAGGAAAACUCUGAGCUACUGCAUUUAGGCAGGCACUUUAAUACCAAACUAUAACAUGUCUCAGCUAUAUACAACUACAAAUACACUAGCUCAUUUGGCUGCUCUGUUUAACUCUAGAAUGGAUGCUUCUGAAUUCAUUUCGAAGUCACCACUUUCCCCUUUUGAAAAACACUGGGUCAGGUGAGGAUUUGUUUCAAUUCCUUUAACUAAGGAAAGGGUAGCUUUCUUGUAACAAAGGAAGAGGUCUUCCCCAAAGAUGAAUUUAAAUCUCCACUUUUUGCUAUGCAGAAAACUCAAAACUCAAAGUUUCAACAAACCAAAGGGCUCUUCCUCUAGGGUACCACAAAUUUCCCCUUCCUCCACUGAGAAGACUGUCUCUCCCACAGGACCCUGAAUCAUUGAAAUCAAAAGCCAAUUUCCUUUCUGCAAUAAGCCCAGGGGCUACUGUUAUUACCCUGUCACACUUUCAAGCAGUUACUUUUCUUUAGUGAUAGAAGAUUUGGGGAGGACCCAAAGGACUCAGCUUUCUCUCCACACCUCCUUUUUUACUCUUUUCUUUCUGUGUAAUAUAUCAACACCUGUUUAAUCUCCCUUCUAACAAACUUUGGUGUAAGUUUUCUGAUACCAAAGUGUAUUAACAGUUAAUCCUUAUUGAUUUUAAACUUGACUAUCCAGUCUGCUAAUUACCUACGAUUUUGUUUUCAUUUCAUCUCUAAUUGUUUUGAUCAUUGGCAGAGAAAGAGUUUUGAAAUUCAUAUCCAUUUUGCUCCUUAUUUUAAUCUCUUUGAAUUAAAAACUUUUUCAAAAAGCAAAUUUGAAAUUGUAAGUGGACUUCAAUUAUCUUUGCUAAUCCUCUCUUUAAUUAAAAGUUGUUGUAUUCAUAUAUCCUUGACCCUCUUUUUUACCUUUGUAGCUGUUAAGAAGAAGAAAAUGAGUUUCUUGUUAGUUUUUGGUUCUGAGGAUGUGAUACCCUUACUUAAUGAUACUAAAGCCAAAUUUAAUUUUUUAAAUUCUUGGGUAUCCAAUAAACAAAGAACUAUCUUUCUACUUUUGUUUUUGUGAAGUCAAUGCUUGGAGGAUUUUUAAGAUGAUUAAUGAGCUUUUGUGAACAUAAAGAGAAAUAUGCUUUUAAAAUGACCAGGUCUGAGUUUAGCUCUGUUGAUAUCUAGUAGCUUAGAAAUGAAUAUUAUAUAGCAGUAGGCUAUUAAUAGUGCAUUUAACAAGUAAAACUUUGGAAUACUAUGAACUUAUUGUUUUGUUAUAAUCUAUUCUUAAAUUGUUUUUAACAUUAAAACUAAAGUAAUGGCAUGUGAAAUAUUUCAUUCAA
Messenger RNA from Sapajus apella (tufted capuchin), 3720 nucleotides. RefSeq names its product N-acetylneuraminate pyruvate lyase (gene NPL). Gene Ontology annotation, biological process: N-acetylneuraminate catabolic process; carbohydrate metabolic process. Gene Ontology annotation, molecular function: 4-hydroxy-tetrahydrodipicolinate synthase activity; N-acetylneuraminate lyase activity. The transcript has 12 exons. Bases 993 to 1955 code for a protein of 320 amino acids. NCBI's taxonomy places the organism in Eukaryota, Metazoa, Chordata, Mammalia, Primates, Cebidae. The record is from RefSeq and is a predicted model, not a curated record.